Punica granatum (pomegranate) is the source of this 1058-nucleotide messenger RNA. NCBI's taxonomy places the organism in Eukaryota, Viridiplantae, Streptophyta, Magnoliopsida, Myrtales, Lythraceae. The record is from RefSeq and is a predicted model, not a curated record.
AAAGGGGGCAGCCUCAUGAGAAUCCAUGUGGAUAGGGGGCCUGUUAAUGAAGAGCUCUCUGCAGCUAUGGAGGAAGCUGCUUCUUUUCGAAGAGUAAGGAAAGGUGCAUGGACUGAGGAAGAAGACGACCUUCUUCGGAAAUGUGUAGAUAAGUACGGACAAGGUGAAUGGCGCCGAGUUCCUCUCAGAGCAGGGUUGAAUAGGUGCAGGAAGAGCUGUCGUUUGAGGUGGCUGAACUAUUUAAGUCCAAACAUAAAGAGAGGAGAGUUUACUGAAGAUGAGAUUGACAUGAUCGUCCGUCUUCACAAGCUUCUAGGGAACAGAUGGACGUUGAUUGCCGGUAUACUUUCAGGAAGAACUGCGAAUGAUGUCAAGAACUACUGGAACACUCACAUGGUCCGGAAGAAGACAGUUCCUAAUGAGGAAAUCCAUCAAAGGAAAACCAAAACGAAAACCAACAUUAUAAUUAAACCUCGGCCUCGGACACUUUCAAAGGACUUCGGUAAAGCAAAACCUGCAGGAAAUACUGCUGCAGCAGCAAGUAAUAAUACGAUCCCACAAGACCAUCUUGACGGGAAUCCACCGUCAAUGACACCGGAAGAUGACACCGUGUGGUGGGAGAGCAUGAUCCUUGAGGAGGGCGUGGCAACCCCCAGAUGUAGAGGUGGGGCUGCCGGAGAGCCACCACCCACGAGCCUAUGGAGUCUAGAGGGGGAGAAGGCUAGGGACAACGAGAUGUCCUUUGAUGUCGACAUAUGGAAUGCUCUAUGUGCCGACCAAGAAGAGAUGGGGAUAAUAUAAUUCCUCUAAUUUCGAGUAUAUACAGAUCUUGGCUUCUCAUUAUGAAGUAACCAAAUGAUGAGUUCAAUCAUUAUAAUUUGAGGGGAGGUAGAUAGAAUUCAAAUCAUUUAUAUCGGGGUCAAGAAAUCUGGUUAAUUAAGUCAGUUAUGUUUAUUUGGACAUGGAUAGUGGACAUUAUAAAAAUUUCAAAGGGAUUCAGUGUAAUGACAUUCAUCUUCGAUUUGAAAUAAAAGAUUCUUUGAAUUUAAUUCUCGUUA